Messenger RNA from Rhopalosiphum padi (bird cherry-oat aphid), 1013 nucleotides. RefSeq lists its product as uncharacterized. Bases 57 to 1013 code for a protein of 318 amino acids. The record is from RefSeq and is a predicted model, not a curated record. The transcript has a single exon. Lineage: Eukaryota; Metazoa; Arthropoda; Insecta; Hemiptera; Aphididae.
ACAAGAGGAUUUUAACACGACCAGAAGACAGCAAAAAAAAAAAAAAAAAUCUCAGAAUGACUGGCCGAAGGAAGACUAAACAAGCUGAACUUAUGAACGACCCAAUACCAACUAUGGAACAAUUCAGGCAGUUAGAACGAAAGAUAACCUUGGCAAAUACAAAAAUUACGGAAUUACAUCAAGAUAAUAUAGAGCUACGCAAAACUAUUGAUGAAUUAAAGGCCACAUCUGAACAGCAGUGUGAAAUAUUGAGACAGCUAAUCAACAACGCAGAAUCAAAAUUUAUAGUCGAAACGGCAAGGCAGGACAGGCUGAUUAAAAACAUUACGGAAGCACCAGAAAGAGUUAGGGACGUAAUUCACCGGCCACAACCAGUGGAAAUUAACAUGCCGACAUUCAGUGGAGAAAGACCAUCAGACCAUCCGAAGAAGUUUCUAAAAGAAAUCAACACGUAUUUCACACACAAAAGAAUUGCUGAUGAAGAUAAAAUGGUGGUAAUCGAGAACUGUUUACAAGGAAAGGCAGCUAAGUGGUUUGGUAUGAUCAAAGAUGCCACACCGAAUGAAGAAACAUUCAAGGAGCUAUUCUUAAAACAUUUCUUUUCUGAAAACACGCAAUGGGAAAUUUUUAUAAAAUGCACUGAGGCCGGCAAACGCCCAAUACGAACUAAUUACCAAGAACAUUUUCAUCAUUGGAUGUCGGAACUCAGAUUUUUAGACUCACCAAAACUAACCGAAGAUCAGGCAAUAAACCUCAUCGCAAAACACUUCCCAAUCGCCAUUCAAGCUUAUAUACAAACAACUCAAGAAAGGAAAUUUAUAGAUAUCUGGGAAAAACUUGGCGAACUAGAAAACAACGAUAGAUCGGAUCGACAAAACAUGAAGACCGGAGGGUCAGGAUGGAGAAGACCCAAUAAUGACCAAAUACCAAUUUCCCAGAUCAACAACAGACCACCUAAUUAUUUACAGCCAGAAAAAAAGGCAAUGAUCAAUUUAUAUAUUGUGCAUAAGUAA